GCGAGACGCGGCUGCGCGCGGAGGGGAGGCGGGCUCUGGGGCCCUGGGAACGCGCGCGCGCGCGCGCGCGGCGAGGGGCGCAGGCAUGGCCCCGGCGCGGCGCUGCUCCUGAGGGUGGGGGAGCUGGGGGCUACACCCCGUGGCUCCACCGCCUGGUACCGCCAGGACGGGGGUCCCGUGUGCAGCUGGCCGCGAAAGCUGCUGCCUCCCGAGCCUCGCACCAGUCCCCCCGCCCCAUGGCCCUGCGCGGGCCACUCCGAGUUCCGGCUUCCAGAGGAGGCUCCGGCAGGCGGCCAACGCUGGGCCGGCAGCCCAGCCUCCGCGCGCCGCCUAGGCUGCGACCUCGAGUCCUCGGCCCACGGCAGCCACGCCCAGGGAGCCGCGGAUCCCCGCCCCCCUGGGCCCUCGCCCACCCCGGCCCAGGAGGACGCCCCGCCACAGGACGGUUCUCUUGUCCUUUGGCGAGGAUUCUCCAAGGCGUCUCAACACAUGGGCCGGCUCAGAAACGCCAAGAUCCACGUGGAGAGAGCUAUCAAGCAGAAGAAGAUUUUCAUGAUCCAAGGCCGCUACCCUGUGAUCCGGUGCCUUUUGCGCCGGAGGGGCUGGGUGGAGAAGAAGAUGGUCCAUCACUUGGGUACCACGCUGCCACCACCACACAAGGAUCUGGAUAGCUCAGUCAUGGGUGACAGUGACACCACUGAGGAUGAGGACGAAGAUGAGGAUGAGGCAUUCCGGCCACCACAGCUGUUCGACUUCGAUGAUUUACUGGAAUUUGAUGACCUGCAUGGGACACAUGCUCUGAUGUCGCGCAUGGUUCGGAACGAGAUCCCCUACUUCAUCUGGACCACUCGGCGGGACGUGCUGGACUGUCGCUUCCUCUCCAAGGAUCAAAUGAUAAACCACUAUGCCCGGGCGGGCUCCUUUACCACAAAGGUGGGUCUAUGUCUCAAUCUCCGGAAUUUGCCGUGGUUUGACGAGGCCGAUGCCGACUCCUUCUUCCCGCGCUGCUACCGCCUGGGGGCUGAGGAUGACAAAAAGGCCUUCAUAGAGGACUUCUGGCUGACAGCUGCCCGCAACGUUCUCAAGCUGGUGGUAAAGUCAGAAUGGAAGUCAUACUCUAUCCAAGCAGAAGAGGAAGGGGCUCCAGGUGCAAAGAAGACUGUCAUGUGUCAGGAGCAGGGGCACAAGGGCCUCAGGUGUGUCAGAACUCCCAAGCACAGAGAGGUUGCAGGAGACAAGCAGCCCAAGAAACAGGAGAAAAAGGCAGUGACGGUGUCGCCAGAGUUUGUGGAGGAGGCUCUGUGCGCCUGCGAGGAGCACCUUAACAACCUGGCCCACGUGGACAUUGACAAGGACAUGGAGGCUCCGCUCUACCUGAGCCCUGAGGGCUGGUCCCUCUUCCUCCAGCGCUACUAUCAAGUGGUCCACGAGGGGGCAGAACUCAGGUACCUCGACACUCAGGUCCAGCGCUGUGAGGACAUCCUGCAGCAGCUGCGGGCAGUGGUGCCCCAGAUGGACAUGGAAGGAGAUCGCAACAUCUGGAUCGUGAAGCCGGGAGCCAAGUCCCGUGGACGAGGCAUCAUGUGCAUGGACCACCUGGAGGAGAUGCUGAAGCUGGUGGACGGCAAUCCCAUGGUGAUGAAGGACGGCAAGUGGGUGGUGCAGAAGUAUAUUGAGCAGCCCCUGCUCAUCUUUGGCACCAAGUUUGAUCUGAGACAGUGGUUCCUGGUGACCGACUGGAACCCACUUACUGUGUGGUUCUACCGCGACAGCUACAUCCGCUUCUCUACACAGCCCUUCUCCUUGAAGAACCUGGACAACGCCGUGCACCUGUGCAACAACUCCAUCCAGAAGCACCUGGAGAAUUCGUGCCGCCGACACCCACUGCUGCCCUCAGACAACAUGUGGUCCAGCCAGAAGUUCCAGGCCCACCUGCAGGAGAUGGGGGCCCCGAACGCCUGGUCCACCGUCAUCGUGCCUGGCAUGAAGGCUGCGGUGAUCCACGCCCUGCAGACCUCCCAGGACACCGUGCAGUGUCGGAAGGCCAGCUUCGAGCUCUAUGGCGCUGACUUUGUGUUUGGUGAGGACUUCCAGCCCUGGCUGAUCGAGAUCAACGCCAGCCCCACCAUGGCACCCUCCACGGCUGUCACCGCCCGGCUCUGUGCCGGCGUGCAGGCCGACACCCUGCGUGUGGUCAUCGACCGGCGGCUGGACCGCAACUGUGACACGGGGGCCUUCGAGCUCAUCUACAAACAGCCUGCCGUGGAGGUGCCCCAGUAUGUGGGUAUCCGGCUUCUAGUAGAGGGCUCCACCAUCAAGAAGCCCCUGGCGAUGCGUCACCGGCAAACAGAAGUCCGCCCAGCCCUCCCUCACCUGCUGACCCAGCGAGGCUCUGGGGAAGGCAAGGACUCGGGAACCCUUACCCACAGCCGAGGUAUCAGGAAGUUUAAGGAAGUUGCCCGAGGUUGCACAGCUCAGAAGGGGCAGAGCUGGGAUGCAGACCCAGGUCUGUUGGACUCCAAACCCUGUGUUCUUCCCACGGCCUCUGGAGAAGGAACCAGGUGGGCUCCAUCUGCCCUCACACACCCCAGCCGUCAGCUCCCCCUGCCUCCCCGCCCUCCACGCACACCUGGAGGGGCAGCUGGUCAGCCUGGGGCUCCCCAUGCCCUCACAGCCCAUCACCACUUCCCCACCCUCCACAGCACAGCCCGGCUGUCUUCUCCCCGUGUGCUCCGACCCCAGGGGCGGGGCCUCAGACUGCAGCACAGCAGGCUGGGGGGCUCUGAGGCCCUGUCGACCACAGGCAAGGCCUUGAUGACUCUACCUACUGCCAAGUUUUUGAUUUCCCUCCCACCUAACCCUGAGCUCAUGCUGGCACCCAACGCCCUGAAACCAAGAAAGGCUCUUGCUCCCCAGCGCCUUCAUGGUCCCCCACUUGGAAGUAACUUAUGGUCUCAACCCUUUGAAGUCAGAAAUCUUCCUAGCACCCAUAGGAAGAUCAAGGCCAAAGGCAAGUUCAAGGCCAGACUCUGCGACAAACCCAAGGCUGCGACAUGCCUCAUGACGACACUGAGCCUUCCGGGACCCCUGCCCCUUAUCAGUGCACACCAGGGUCUGGGGGGCAUGAGGGACGUGUGGCUACAGAAGUCCUUGCUUCGAUCGUCACUGCCCUUAUCCUGGACGCAGCGCCAAGUAAAAAAGCAAAUGAAGUAUUUGAGGCUUGGCUCCUUUUCUGUUAGAGGGUGAAGAGAGAGUAGGGCACGGCUGUGUACCCCAAGGUCCAGAACAAGAGCUAGAGGCCAUCAGCAACUCCUCCACAAAGCAAGGCCCAGAGUUCCCACCCCGUGACAGACAUGAGGCAUCCUGUCCAGGGACUCCCCUGGCAUCUCCGAUCUCGGGGUGGGAGGAUAAGUCUCAUGUUACAGAUGAGGAAACUGAGUCUGAACGAGGAGACACGGCUUGCCCAAGAUCACGUGGCAGUGAGCAGAGGGCUGGGACACGUUACCACGACUGCUCAGCCCUGCGGGCCUCCCCAGUCCCCAAGCCCAGAGGAGGAGCUGGGCUGGCAGCAGAGUGACACCUAAUGGGCACAAGAUUUACAGAAGGAGACACAGCAGAGGAGUGGACCCAGCCCUUCUCCAGGUGAAGUGGGUCUGUCCCUUCCUCUGCAAGGGGCCAAGGUCACCUAAAAAGGAAAUACCCAAUAAGCCACACCCAUCUGAAAAAGUCUGGUAUUUCUUAAUUGUAAUGGGUUGAACAUUGGUAUGUCUUCCUGGAACCUGUGAAUAUGACUUUAUUUGGAAAAAAGGGUCUUUGUAGAUGUAAGUACGUUAAAGAUUUUGAGAUGAGAUCAUCCUGGAUUAUCCAGAUGGGGCCUAAAUCCAAUGACAAGUGUCCUUACAAGAGACAGAGGAGAAGACAAACGAGGAGAAGGCCAUGUGGAGACAGGGGCAGAGACUGGUGUGAUGCAGCCACAAGCCAGGAAGAGGCAAGGAAGGCUUCUCACCUAGAACCUUCAGGGAGAGCAAGCCCUGCUGACACCUUGAUUUUGGACUUCUGGCCUCCAGAACUGGGAGAGAAUCCAUUUCUGUUGUUUUAGGCCACUCAGGUUGUGGUAAUUUGUUGCAGCAGCAGCCCUAGGAAACUAACACACUAGUCAAAUGAAGAUACACAUAUUCUGUAUAUUUAUGAAUCCAUUCUUGCACAGCUGAACCAGGAGAUGCGUACAAGCAGGCUCACAGCAGCACUGUGGUAACAGCUGACGACCUAAGUGUCCAUUAACAGUCAGAUGGAUAGACUGCAAGCUCUGACAUUCCAACUCCGCGCCGCACAACGGAUGCAUUUCACAGGGUGGAGCGAGAACAAGUCACAAAAGGAUAUAUGCAGCACAAUUCCAUUCCAACAGAAACUUCAGAAACAGGGCAAAAUGAAAUAUAUUGUUUAGGGAUGCAUGUACAUGUGGUAAAACUCUGAAAAACAAACAAGAAUUCUCCCAAGUCUGGGCAGUGGUUUCCAACCUUGACUGAACAACAGUACCCAUUCCAGAGCUUUUAAAAAAGAUCUGAUGCCAGGGUCUCCAUCCCAGACUGGUGAAACCAGUAUCUUUGGGGUGCAGUCAUGGGAGGCACGGGUGUUUUUUUUAAGCUUUCUGAGUGGGCAGGGUAGGGGGUUCUCAUGUCGGGCCAGGGUUGAGAGCUGCUGUUGUCUAGGAUAGGAGAAGGGAUGCUUCUAUUUUGUGCCGAGUGGUGGUUAUGUGGGUGUCACCUUAUGAGUUGUUCUUUAAAUCACAGAGAUGUUUUAUGCACUCUGUAUGUUUCAUAUAUUUCACGGUUUUUUAAAGUGAAAGAUCUAACAUCUUCACUUAAAUGAGUAGUCAAAUACAUAGGGACAGACGACAGAAUGGUGGCAACUGGGGCUGGGAGGGGUGGGGGAUGGGAGUUAGUGUUUAAUGGGGACAGAGUGUCAGUUUGGGAAGAUGAGAAAGUUCUGGAGAUGGAUGGUGGUGAUGG
This is a messenger RNA of Balaenoptera musculus (blue whale), 5009 nucleotides long. It is a transcript of the gene TTLL3, whose product is annotated as tubulin tyrosine ligase like 3. Gene Ontology annotation, biological process: protein modification process; cilium assembly; cilium movement. The record is from RefSeq and is a predicted model, not a curated record. The transcript is spliced from 15 exons. NCBI's taxonomy places the organism in Eukaryota, Metazoa, Chordata, Mammalia, Artiodactyla, Balaenopteridae. The coding region runs from base 490 to 3246 and encodes 918 amino acids. Gene Ontology annotation, cellular component: cilium.